Messenger RNA from Larimichthys crocea (large yellow croaker), 2724 nucleotides. Its product is annotated as acetylcholinesterase collagenic tail peptide. The record is from RefSeq and is a predicted model, not a curated record. Bases 518 to 1900 code for a protein of 460 amino acids. Lineage: Eukaryota; Metazoa; Chordata; Actinopteri; Sciaenidae. Gene Ontology annotation, molecular function: extracellular matrix structural constituent conferring tensile strength. Gene Ontology annotation, biological process: extracellular matrix organization. The transcript has 18 exons.
UAUUUCUACCAUGAACUCAAAUAGCCAGCAGAUGGCGCCGUUUCACUGCUGAAGAAUCCAUCAGUACCUCUCUGUGAACAUAAAAACGUGCCAAACCGAGUGCAAGCAUGCUGACUUAAAAUACCAGUGCCACCCCAGUUAUUCAGCCAGCUGCACUGAAGUCGAUCCAGAUGACACACCAGUUAAUGAGCCUCUGAUCUGGACCCGCUGGGACUGAGCUGCCACCGCUGUGUGGGCUCCACUCACUGGCCUCUGUUGGGCAUUUUACGCAGGUAGAAAAAAAAAACGGCCCUCCCUCCCACAAUUGUGUUGUUAUUGACCGGCGGAGGGAAAGAAGCGGGUCGAUAAGUGGAUCAGAUUUAUUAGCGGUGCAGAUUGGCUACAGUACGCCAAAUGUCAGAGGAGCCACAGUCUGCUGGACUACACACCGCGCAUUUCAUUUAGGUUAGAGGUGCGCCAGACAGUGUGUCUACAAGUGCGGCGUAAUUUCAAGUGGAAGGGAAAGUAAACCAGCAGGAUGGACUGGGUCAAGAUUGCAGUGUCCUUUCACAUUCUUCUAUGUCCUGCCUGGGCCAUAUCCCGCUACUCCUCUAUGGACGGCAUCCUGUCAGCCCGCUCAGUUCUCAAGAUGCUGGAUGAGCCACUGAGGUUUGAACCCUGUUGCCUCAUGUCACCGCCACCUCCACCGCUCUUCCCUCCGCCACCUCGGCUGUGGAAGCGAGGCAGCCCUGAUGGUAUCGGCGUCUUAGAGCCAAGUGUUUUUGGAGGCCAGGAAAAACAAAAACCUGUGAUACCUGGGUGUUCACCUGGACCUCCAGGACCUCCAGGACCCCAGGGCCCAGAGGGUCAGAGUGGAUUACCUGGCAUAAGAGGACCAAAAGGGGAGAAGGGAGAAAUUGGACGUCCAGGGUCAAAGGGACGUACAGGGGCUCCGGGCCUCCCAGGGAAACAAGGACUAUCAGGAUGGCCUGGUCCAGAGGGACCCAAGGGUGAGAAAGGGGAUCCAGGACUCAUGGGCUUACCGGGACUGAGGGGACCACCAGGGACAAAGGGUUUGCCUGGUUACAAAGGAGAGAAGGGAUCUCGUGGUGAUUCUGGAGCAGCAGGACCAAAAGGCGAUAAGGGUUCCAUUGGUUUGCCUGGAAUGCUUGGGCAGAAGGGUGAGCAGGGACCAAAGGGAGAGCAAGGAGUCUCAGGGAAAAGAGGACCUACUGGACGGCCUGGAAAGAGAGGCAAACAGGGCAUGAAGGGACACAGUGGAGCCGCAGGAGCCAUGGGCCCCCAAGGACCACCAGGUCCAAAUGGCCAUCCAGGACCACCUGGUCCACCUGCAUCAGGUCUCUAUCUAGUAGGGGAAAAGGGAGAGAAGGGUCUUCCUGGUCCACCAGGUCGCUGUGACUGUGAUUCCAUUGUUGGAGCAAAUAAUGCUCCUUUUGGAAGUUACACACAACGGGGUGGCUCUGAGAAAGUCCCUGCAAUAUUUGUGGUAAACAGUGAGGAGGAGAUGGACCGUCUACGUCUAGACAACGCAAUAGCAUUCAGGAAGGAUCAGAGGGCGCUCUACUUCAAAGAUAAAGACGGAUGGAAGCCCAUACAGCCCUUCCAAUCAUUCCAGUCCACAGAGAAAGUCCCCGACAGAGUUGGUGUGUGUGGGGACGGAAAGGUGCAGGCCCAGCAUGGAGAGGAGUGUGAUGAUGGAAACCAGAUUGUCACAGAUGCUUGUCUCAACUGUAAGUGGGCCUAUUGUGGAGAUGGUUAUCGUCAUGAAGGCAUGGAGGAAUGUGAUGGAAAGGACUUUGGUUAUCAGACCUGCAAAUCCUAUCUUCCCGGAUCUUUUGGGCAGCUCAGAUGCACCGACUCUUGCCUCAUCGAUUCCACCGGGUGCAAGUAUUUCACCUGAACUGGAAAGUGGAAGACAAAUGGCCAGAUUGCAACUUUGCAGUUCCUCUUUCUGAUCACAGGGAUUAUCCUUCAGAUUUGUACUGAAGUCUCACCCCUUUAAAAAAUAUAUAACCGAUGGACUGAGAGUACUAAAGGUACUAAAGGUGCCUGCUCUGAAAAGUCAUGGGGUUCAGCUUUGAAUCGACUGUCUUCCCUCGAGGUUUAAUUAUUUUAUUUUUCCUCAGGGUGCAGUUUUCUGUUACUGUCACUUCAGCGGCUGCAGUACUGUUAUGAACACUGGUGAUGGUGGGGAACAUUUUAAUGAUAUAAUGAUUGUACCAUAUCAAAUAGUUACAUUGUGUAUGACUUGCUGACUGUUGAUGCAGAAAUAAGCUAUGUUCUGAACUUAUUUUUUAACGGUAGAGAAAAAAAAAAGCCUUUUACAAAAGAGGCAAUGAAAUUAUUGAAACUAUUUGUACUGUAACAUGCAAAUCAGGGGUGUGUAAAUGUGUUUAUUCCUGUGCAAUGUAUUACAAAACAUGUAUUUAUGAAGUGCAAUGCUGUGAUAUUGCAUGUAAAUUGCAUCAGUGCACAGCUUUAACCAGUGCUGUAAAUGUACUAGCCAAAGUGAGUGUGACCCUCUUGAAGUAAACGUCCAAAUACCCGACAGAAGAAAAAUGAAUGUCAAACUGCAACAACAGCAAGAAAAAUGCCAGCGAUGAUCGCAGCAGCAUGAAAAUAAAAACGGCUCAGUUACAUCUAAAUGAAUUCAGUUAAAUGUGUUUAGUUGAUUAGCUGCCUGCAUGACUGUACAUUUCAUAAAACACUGUACACUAAUAAAAG